AUGGCUGGCUAUUCCCAAUCCAUGAUGGCCCUCAAGGGAGUGGUCCUCGGCGCUCUCUUGCUUGUCGGCACCGGAAGCGGCGUGGCUGCCGGCAAGGCCGGCACCAUGCAGGUAGUCGGAAACUCUGGUGUUUCGGCCCAGAUGAUGUUCCUCGGCACUGAACAGAAAGUGUACAUUCUCGACAAGACCGAGAACAACCCGCUCAAGGUCAACGGACACCCGGCCUGGGGAGUCGAGUACGACAUCAACUCGAACAACAUCCGCGCAAUGGAGGUGAGGUCCAACACCUUCUGCGCCGGUGGCAUGACCCUUGGCGAUGGCCGAUGGCUCGUCACGGGCGGCAACAAGGCGGUGACCACCAACGGUGCCGAUGCCAAGUCUGGCCAGGGCUACGGAGCGUACAACGGCGGACGCGCGCUUCGAUUCCUUUCGCCCUGCGACAACCAGCAGUGCCAGUGGGACGACCAAGCCAGCAACCAGCUCAACACGGAAAGGUGGUACCCCACCGUCGAGCCGCUUGCCGACGGCCACAACAUCAUCCUUGGAGGCAUGCGCGAUGGAGGCUUCGUGCCCAGCCAGGGCUCCAACAACCCCACCUACGAGUUCUACCCGAUCAAGGGAGACGGAGGCAGCCGCAACCUGCCCAUCCUCCAGCGCACCGUUCCGCUGUCGCUCUACCCGAUCGCGUACCUCAUGUCGUCGGGUGAGGUCUUUAUCCAGGCGGGUCGCGAAGCCAUCCUGUGGGACUACAAGAAAAAGAGCGAGCGUGCCCUUCCUACCAUCCCCGGUGCGCCUCGUGUCUACCCUGCCUCGGGAGGAUCGGCUCUGCUUCCGCUCAGCGCCGAGAACGGCUACAAGGAGACCGUGCUCUUCUGCGGUGGCAUGAGCCUCGGAAAGACAUCCAACUGGGGCAACGAGGGUGGCCCUACCAUCGCUGUUUCUCAGCUGCCAGCAUCGACAUCGUGUGAGCAGAUCAGCCCUAUGGCUGGAGGUGCCUCUUGGGAGGCCGUCGAUGACCUGCCGCAGGGCCGAUCCAUGGGUCAAUUCAUCCAGCUUCCCGAUGGCAAGCUGUGGUUCGGCAACGGUGUCACCACCGGUGUCGCUGGCUACAACACCAACCCCAACGCUCCUGGUCGCCCCGUGGGUGAGUCGUACGGCGACAACCCCUCGUACCAGCCGCUUGUGUACGACCCCAAGGCGAGCAAGGGCAACCGCUGGAAGCGCGUCGGAAGCUCCAACAUCGGCCGUCUGUACCACUCGUCGGCUACGCUGCUUCCGGACUCGUCCAUCCUCGUCGCCGGCUCGAACCCGAACGCGGACUACAACACCAACACCAAGUGGAAGACCGAGUACCGCGUCGAGCGCUGGUACCCCGAGUUCUACGAUGCUCCGCGUCCCUCCAACGGUGGCUUGCCUCGCACCUUCUCGUACGGCGGCAACGGCUUCUCCAUCACGCUGCCCUCGGCUGCAGAUGCGCAGAAGGCCAAGGUGGUGCUUGUGCGCACCGGAUUCUCCACGCACGGUAUGAACAUGGGUCAACGCAUGAUCGAGCUCGAGACCACUCGACAGGGCAGCAAGCUCAACGUUGCCCAGCUGCCGCCCAACCCGAACCUGUUCGCUCCUGGCCCUGCGCUCGCCUUUGUGGUCGUCAACGGCGUGCCGAGCCAAGGCAAGAUGGUCAUGGUCGGCAACGGCAGGAUCGGCGGCCAGCCCGUCGCCGCCAAGACCAACCUGCCCGCAGGCAAGCGCGACGAGAUGCUCGAGACUCGCAACAGCUCGCUGCUCGAGCGCGACCUCGACCACCUAGCUUCGCAGCUCGGCCACGACGACGUGCUCCGACGCAGCGGCCUGCACGCGCGUCACCACAAGAGCUCCACCGACCGUCUUUGA
Moesziomyces antarcticus is the source of this 1890-nucleotide messenger RNA. Its product is annotated as glyoxal oxidase precursor. Lineage: Eukaryota; Fungi; Basidiomycota; Ustilaginomycetes; Ustilaginales; Ustilaginaceae. The record is from RefSeq and is a predicted model, not a curated record. The coding region runs from base 1 to 1890 and encodes 629 amino acids. The transcript has a single exon.